This is a messenger RNA of Anopheles aquasalis, 5521 nucleotides long. RefSeq names its product transmembrane and coiled-coil domain 2 protein Dmtn (gene Dmtn). Gene Ontology annotation, cellular component: endomembrane system. The record is from RefSeq and is a predicted model, not a curated record. NCBI's taxonomy places the organism in Eukaryota, Metazoa, Arthropoda, Insecta, Diptera, Culicidae.
CAGCUAGUGGUAGCAGCAGCGAGUAGUUUUAAGCGAGUGAACGACCGAGUUUAGUAGACGAUAUCACGAUCGGACCAACAUGACCGAAGACGACGACUUUGACGAACAACAGCAGCAGCAACAGCAACAGCAGGAGCGCCUGGAAUCGCUAAACUUCUUCUGAACGCAAAUCCCGGAACCAGCAGCGGACCGAAAAAAAACAAAUCGUCACGGAACACGGGCGGAACGGCAUCACUAGAGAGAGCGAAUCUGCUUGGGCGUGUGAUGUGCUUGCUUUGAUUGAGUGGAGAGCCUGAGUCGUCCUGGUGCGAACCGCAAAUUGUGGCCCAGGCCCGCAGUGACCAACAAAGUGGGGCUGUGUCCGCGAAGAAGCGGAGGAAUUGUGGUGUACCACUGUGCAAAAUAUAAUCCGUCGCGGGGCCAUCGCGAAGCCAUCUGGCAAAUUGGUGUGUGUUUCCGAGUGAGAUGCACAAUCGUGCGUGGCCAAACCACCAACCGAGUGCGACCUUGAUGAUGGGCGUGAAAAGCACCGUCGUGUAUGGCGCUUCAUAAGUGGCGCCGGAGGCAGCGGACGACGACGACGACGAGGACGAUAAAAAGAAAUCGACAACCGUAUUCACGGCUACGGGGCGUGCUAGCGAACGGGGUGAACAAGUCUCGCAUCCGGAUCGUAAAUUGGCAAACAGAACAGUGGUGGCGUCCCGAAACGAACAACCGCAGCAUCCCAGUUUCAGUGCCCAUCGCUAGAGCCAGAGGCGAUGGUGCAUUUGCAAACACGGCGCGGAUUCCGGCAAACAGGAGAGCAGGAGCGGUUGAGGACGGUGGUAUAGUGCAAAGGGUGGACAAGUAGAGUGUCCAGAGAGAGAGAGAGAGAGAGAGAGAGAGAGAGAGAGAGAGAGAGAGAGAGAGAGAGAGAGAGAGAGAGAGACAUCGAAAGGUGCAUCCGAGUCGCCAAUCCAACCCUCUCCUGUGCUCCUCUGCAGAACAAAUCUGUUGUUGGCUCAAUUAUGCGGUUUGUGUUUAAUUGAAGUUUAACGAAAGGGAACCCACCUCCUGCUGCGUGCGAAGCGGAGAACGAAAAUCGACGACCAGAGCGAGAAACAGAGGAGAAUCCGAGCGCCAAGAGAGAGAGAGAGAGAGAGAGAAAACGAGUAUUUCCGGCUUCCUAAGCUCGUCCGGCGACAUACUUCCGGACGGACGGAUGGGCAGGCGAGCGAACGAGCGGGCGGACUGACUGACUGACUGGCGCGGCUGGCUGGCUGGUUGGUUGACUGCCUCACCAUCGAAGAGACCCUAGCAUAGAGAGUCAUAGCAACCGUCGUGUGACGACAAAAAGGCGACAACACCACACGCAGGCACACGAGCUGCCUACUAAGCGUGAAGUGCACUAGCAUACACUCAUACACAGGCGGUCGCGGUCCGGGGUUGUUGUUGUUGUUGUUGGAACCAUCCGGCCAACUCCUCUUCUGCCCCGGAAAGGUGGUGCUGGCGGACGUGGGUGUGGCGUUCGACAAGUGAGUCGUGCGUUAUUAGAGGUAACAGGCAUGAAUCAUCGGACAAGAGCGAGCGCGCUUUAUCACAGCACUUCAUAGUGGUGUGGACCCGAUCCAUUCAGUACGUGCUGCUGCCACUCCUUCGACGCGCCGUGGCCUGCAGGCAGGUGCAGAUGCACACACCCCGUUCCCAGUUCCAGAGGCACACAGAGACGGGCGACAAAAGGUACCAAAGAAUAAUGUUUACGCCCAUGGGUGCGUCUGUGUCUGUGUUUAGAUCAUAAAAGUGAAUAUUAGCAAAGGUGCAUCCUGCCACAGUGGAACCCCCAGGCAGCAGUGUCGCGACUGGAAAGCAAAUCAGGGUAGUGUCCCGGUAGUCGACGUUGUCGUCGAAGUCGGUUCGACAAUCGCAAUUAUCGACCAGCAAAGUGUGUGAACGAGCGAGCGAGCGGCGCGUUAGAGAAGAACGUAGAACGAGCGGCGCCCUGGAUUACCAGGAGAUAGCGGUGGACAGACAGAGGGCGGCUAUAUGGUGAUUAGCUUAUUGGUGGUGGCGGCUGCGGCGACAGCAGCAGUUCGUUCGUAAUCAACUGUUUGAAGCUCACGACGACGACGACGGCCAAGGUGGCAGUUGACCGGCAUAGCGGCAGCGGCACUGAUUGGCGGCGACCCAUUAGAGAACGAGCGACCCAACCAUUAGAAGGGAACCCCUCGUGGGACUUCGGGAAGUGGUCGAACGUCGGCGGUAUAGCGUGUGAGCGAUAAGAACCUGACGCGACGCACACAAGGAAGGGAGAACACGCUGGAGGGCUGGAGGAAACGGUGGAACAUGACCACGGCGACAAUGGAAAUGGUAACGACAGCCACCGCAACCGCAACGACUACGAUGACGCCCGGGACAGGCAAUUCCAGCUCCAGUACGGUGGUGACCAGCAGCGGUGGUGGUGGUGCAGCAUCAACAGCAGCAGCAGCAGCAGCAGGAGCCUCGGGUGGUGGUGGUGGAUACAGUAGCCUAGAGGAGAUGAUGCGGAACCAAGCAGUAUCAGCUGGCCAAACGAUGCUCGACUAUGGCAAUCUGUCCGGCGUUAGUCCACUGUUGCUGGACGAGCUGGAUGGAACGAACAUCGGGAACAUCACGACCGUUUCGCAGCACAGCAACGAUUCGAUCGAGCGUAUUGCCGGUGGUGUGGGAUCCCAGCUGUCGGGGGGCGCCGGAUCGGGCCAUGGAUCGCAGCAGGCACAUUCGCACCAGAAGGGCCACUCGCGAGGUAGCAGCGCACCGUUGGCGUACGAUCGGAUCACGACCAAGAUCGCCUGCACGAAGGAGGCGAUCCGGAAGGAGCAGGAAACGCGGGAUGCCAACGUGAACGAGUAUCUGAAGCUGGCCGCCAACGCGGACAAGCAGCAGCUGGCCCGCAUCAAGGCAGUGUUCGAGAAGAAGAACCAGAAGAGCGCGAACGCCAUCUCGCAUCUGCAGAAGAAGCUUGAGUCGUACAACAAGCGCUACAAGGAUCUUCAACAGACGCAACAGAAACAGCAACAACAACAACAACAACAGGCACAGCAGCAGCAACAGGCACAGCAGCAACAGCAGCAAGUGCAACAGCAGCUGGCGGCAGUGGCCGCUCAGCAGGAAGCAAAUGCCAGCAAUAUGCAUCAUCCAGCACAACACAAUAUAACCGGUAGCAGUGGUGGUGGUGGUGGUAGUUCCGGUCAGCACCACGGGAGCGGAAGUCAAACACUGCCCUCGAACCUGCAGCAGCAUCUGGCGACUUCGGCGGCCAGCGGUAGCGGUCAGAGUUUUCUGCAGCCUCGCGAAAUGCUGCGCGACGUGGGCAAGGGCCUGAUGAACGUCGGUGGCAACAUACGGCACGGUGUGACCGGCCUGUCGACGACUGUGAUAUCGAAACCGCGUAAGUUUGCGCAUCUCUUCCGUAACAAGUUCGGUAGCGCGGACAACAUCAACCAACUGACGGCCACCUGGUACACAGGCAGUGCGACGGCCGAUCCGAAUGACCUCUCGCUGAUGGAGCCCGGGAACGAUCAGGGCCAGACGACCACACCGAGCACGCUGCAGCCGGGUCACCAUCAUUCGCAUCAUCACCACCAUUCGCACCAUCCCACCAGCAUCAGUGAUAGUGAGGGCCGGCGACAGGGGCAGGCACAAACAACGGGGCAUGCAAGCGGUGGCCAGCAUCGCCAGCACGGCAAGUACAGCGAGCAUGACAGCGAGUGUAGCAGCGUAACGAGCGACAGUAUGCCACCCGGAUCGGACAAACACCAUCGGCUCGGUGGUGGUGGUGGCAGUCAGCAGCAGCAGCAGCAGCGCUCCGGUUGUUGCACCCACCAGAAAGCUCUCGCGGAACUGCGCGAUGAGCAGCAGAAGCUGAGGGAACGGUGCGAUCGGCUCGAGCUGCUCCCGAAGGAUGUCUCGGAGCUGUCGAUGGCACUGGAGAACGAACGGUACCGGGCCGAUCGGCUGGAGGAGCAGAUCAACGAUCUGUCCGAGUUGCACCAAAACGAGCGGGAAAACCUGAAGCAAGCGAUCGCCGACCUGGAGGAGAAGGUACAGUACCAGAGCGACGAGCGGCUGCGGGAUGUGAACGAGAUUCUCGAGAACUGCCAGACGCGCAUCGCCAAGAUGGAGCAGCUGUCCCAACAGCAGUACGUAACGGUCGAGGGUAUCUACAACUCGAACGCUCGUGCCGUCGUGGUGAAGCUGAUUAACGUCGUGCUGACGGUGCUGCAGGUCAUACUGCUGCUGGUGGCAACGGCCGCCGGGAUUAUUGUGCCAUUUCUGAAGACCCGGUUCCGCGUACUCACGACGCUUCUGUUCCUGCUCACCCUGAUCGUGAUCGUACGCCAGUGGCCGGACGUGCGCGAUACCGGUGUGCACUUGAUCCGCACCCUACGCAGUCAGGUCAUUGCGGAUGCGCCCUAGACCCUUGGUGCGGUGCGGUGUUUCGAGGAAUACCGUGGCAUUCGUUUUGUAUAAUUAAUAUUAUAAUAUAUAAUUUUGUAGGCAAGGCUCAAGAGAUAUGCUCACCAUACACACGUAACAGAGACAGACAGGCACGCGAGUCCCAUGCGAUUGGCUUGGCGAAGGAUAAACAGCAGGAUCAUCCCCGAGAAUCAAGCGAGAACCGAAUUGCUCAAGAACGCAACAGGGAAACUAGGUGAGCCGGAGCCAAAGUUACAGACAAGCGAAGGCGAUAACGAUCGGAGAGGGACGGAGAGCGCGCGAGCGAGAGAGAGAAAGAGAGAAAAAUAGAGAAAUAGAGCUUGUUAGCGAGCUAGGCCACUUCAGGACAUGAAUCCAUCCACGAAUAUGACUCCACAAAACCCACGGAACCAUCACCAAUCGUGCUCGAGGUGGGGGCGGUUACUCGAGAACACAGAUGCAGGAGCUAGCUAGUUUUAAGGAUUCGGUGGCAGUGCUGCGCGAACCGCCAGAAUACGAUGAUCCCGAUUAGUCAUCCUUAAAGGUGUAAUAUGCUGCUUUAAUGAUUAGUUUUAAAGAGCGAUCGAGUGGCGAUCAAUCCAAGCUACGCUCUCUUCGGGGGAGGUCCCAGCGGUGGUGUGGAUUCGGAAUUGCUUCAUCCCCCCCCACCAGUUGUCGAUGUGCAAAGGCGUGGGAUUGAGAAUGGAAAACAGGCAGAAAGAGCAACGGAUAGAGGGUUUGGGUAACAAUGAAAGCAAUCCGCAAAUCCGCGUGUAGUGAUACCGUUUUAGCCGUUAGCCAUUAGUUUGUUCUAGGCAGUUAGUAGAGGCAGAGAGAGAGAGAGAGGGGGCUGUAUAUGCUCUUUCCGUUGGCAUAAUGCCCCACCCCGCGGGAAGCGUCGGAAUGUGACCGAACGAAAAAAAAGGGGGAAAGAGAACCACGCCGAUUCGUGUUGUCCGUUAUACGAUGUGUGUACGUUCUUGUAGUGUGUAUAGCAUUUUAGACAAACCAAUUUCUUCGAGUACGUGGUUACGGAAGCAAUAUUAAGUUAUUAGUGGUAAUAUCGGGGGGAAAGGGGGGGGGGGAG